AGGUUUAGCAAAUUAUGAUUUCAAUCACAUGCUAAAUUAUAGGAAACUUGCUGCAUGGUUCGUAGCAUUGGAUUAGAUUAUUCUCAGUUUAUAAGUGUGAGCCAAAUAUAUGACAAGAUGGCGCUGUCAGAGAAACCAACUAAUGCUGUCACAGAACGGAAGUAUGGGCACAUCAUCAUAACGCUGGAGAAUAGCCUCGUGCCCCCAGAAAAAAUCGAGUGCACGCCAUCUGCCCAGGACGGACUCGACUCCGCGACAGAGAUGGAAUUGCGGAUCCUCGGUUGCGAACUUAUCCAGACCGCCGGCAUAUUGCUGAAGCUGCCGCAAGUCGCCAUGGCGACCGGGCAGGUGCUGUUCCAGCGCUUCUAUUAUGCAAAGUCGUUUGUGAAGCACAACAUGGAGCACUACGCGAUGGGAUGCCUCAACCUUGCAUCAAAGAUCGAGGAGGCGCCGCGUAGGGUGCGCGACGUUAUCAACGUGUUUCACCACAUCAAACAGAUACGCGGCUCGAAGCCCAUCUCUCCGCUCAUCCUCGAUCAGAACUACGUCAACCUGAAGAACCAGGUGAUCAAGGCCGAGCGGCGAGUGCUGAAGGAGCUAGGCUUCUGCGUGCACGUCAAGCAUCCGCACAAGAUGAUCGUCACCUACCUGCAGGUGCUCAAAUCCGAGCGGAAUGCAAAGCUCAUCCAGACGGCCUGGAAUUACAUGAACGACAGCCUGCGCACGGACGUGUUCGUUCGAUACAGUCCCGAGACGAUCGCGUGCGCGUGCAUAUACCUCGCCGCACGACAGCUGAAGGUCGUUUUGCCGAGCAGACCGCCUUGGUUUUCUUUGUUCACCCCAGUAGAGGAGAAAGACAUUCAGGAGAUUUGUCUCACCCUGCUGCGCCUUUAUGCAAGGUCCAAGGCUUCAUGGGAUGAUCUGGAGAAGAAAGUGAACGAUUUGAGAAAACUGCAAGUAGAGGCGAAGCUGAAGGCAAAAGAGGGAGCCCCUACCAUAGGAACACCAAAUGCUACAAGUGAAGGAUUUUCGCCGGGGUCUCGCACUGCUUCACCACACGUUGAAGAGGAGAAAGACAAGGAUGUGCACAAUGGACACAAGGAGGCCAACAGCCACCACAAGAACGGAAAGAAGAAGCGAGCCCAUUCCCCUGUUAAGUACAAGUCGAGGGCAAGCGACAGUCGGAGCCCGAGUCCCAAGCGCAACAAGCACAAGGUGCUGCCACGUGGCUACCAGGAGUUCCCCAAGUCUCACAAGCAUGCCGAUCGCACGUACAGCCACAGCCACGAUCGCGACAAGGACAGCAAGCGUCACUCGCAGAAGCACAAGCGCUCACGCACACGUUCCUACAGUGGCUCACCGGACGAGCGUGUGCACAAGAAGUCCUACAAGGACAAGGCAAGUCAUCGGCGGUCACGCUCAAGGUCGGGUGAAGGUCGGCGGCACAAGAACCGUGAGCGCUACCGGCGGUGACAGGUGAGCUGAUAGCAUGUCUUUGAAAACGUGGCAAAGAAUGUUUGCAUUUCUAUGGCAGGCGUAACGUGACAGAAGGACCACGCAUGAUAUCAUUUGGUGCAGCAGAUUGUGGAAUGUAGCAGGUGCAAUUCUAGCGAGUACAAGGGAAGAGCGAGAGAAAAGCAGAUACACAAAGAUUCUGCAGCACUCCAUUGUUUUGUGGGAAUCUGUAGGUUUGUGUUAAGAAGCCUCAGUUUGAAACUGUACUGGAGUAGACAAACGUGUAUAGUAAUUAUCCCUUGGGCUUCUGCGUCCACCCUUCUGCGGAAGGACGUGCUUUUGAAAGGGGUACCCGUGUUGAUCGAUAAUUGUGGAUAGCUUAAACAAUCACUUGCUUUGUCAUUGCCCACAUGUUGCAAUUUCUGUUGGAUAUUUAGAAACUGUGAAGCAGAAAAAUUCCUAAUGUGCCUAACACCCUGAAACAGGAUGGUAGAUGAUCAUUUGAAGUUCAAAUCUCACAUUUUUCCUGAAACGGGAAAUUGGUAUGUUACGGGUUAAUGAUUACAGCAUCGUAAGUAUUGAUAUGAAAGACAUUAAUAGGAACCAUGUUCCAGUAAGUAUUUCAGCCAGUUAAAUGGCAAAAAAGCUAAUUUUGAAUUUAACUACUAUGGCUAUUUUCAACAAUGUUAGGACAAAUUAAGGCAUAUAUGGAUGAUACUUUGGCUAUGGUUAGGUUUUUGUUUUGCCUAUUCAGUUUUUAAAAGUAUCAAGGCAGGCGCCUCGAUGGGCCUCAAUGUAGUUAGGGGCUGGUUUUGUGUUGUCAACCACUAAUAGUUCAAAAUUUAUUGAAAAGUGUGUUGAUAAAAUUAAUAUAAGUACCACACAGUAUAGUAGCGUGAUUAGACCUGUAUAUUUCAGCAGCAUAUAUGUUUAAACAACCUUUACGACUAGUGAAAAUUGUAUUGUGCAUUUAAGUUUUAAAAAUUAAACGUGUUUUGAUAAUAUAGUAACCGAUUCGUGCGGGUAUUUGCUAGUUGCCAAUCUAAUCUGUACUAAUUAUUCAUUUGCAGUAAUGUGCCAGGCAGGUGCUGCCAUCUACAUGAGCCUGCCAGAGCUAGAUAAUAAGAGCAAAUUGUGGUUACAUUCAACAACUUUACAUAUUAUAUACAACACGUUCAGUUUCAGUCUCAUUGGCCUACACCAAACUAUCUUUAUUGUUCUAAAUGGCGUUAUUUUAACAUUCGUGCAGCAAUUCCUGAGAGUACUUGCAAAUUGCAAAUGCAAAUUAAGCACAGUGCUGUAAAAUUUAUAUAUAUAUAACAGUAUUGAACAUAAGAUAAAAAUAAGUUUCAAAAGUACAAUUCCUCUUUUUUCACGAAUGCAAUUGUAUGUGAAAGACCAGCUGUCGCUUUGGAAAUGUGCCUUUUUGUUAAAAUGACAACUUGCAUUCCAUAAACAAAUGAGUGGCAUUUUUAGAUAAGAAUCACACAAGUGUUUUAUCACAGGAUUCUUAAUAAAUUUAUUGAGUUAAACAUCUACAUAUCUUUAAACCUAAAAAAUUAACUUCAAAUCACUCUAGUGCAUCAUGACAUUGUGUGUAGAUUCCUGUGUAUGUUAUAGUUGAUGAGUUAUCUUUCUGUGCAUAAAAUGUAUGCUUAUACUGAAUAAUCGAUGCAAAGAAUGUAAUAACUAUAAUAAAGCAAGUUCUGUGCUAAAUUCUUUUA
Messenger RNA from Priapulus caudatus, 3179 nucleotides. RefSeq names its product cyclin-L1-like. Gene Ontology annotation, molecular function: cyclin-dependent protein serine/threonine kinase regulator activity. NCBI's taxonomy places the organism in Eukaryota, Metazoa, Priapulida, Priapulimorpha, Priapulimorphida, Priapulidae. Gene Ontology annotation, biological process: regulation of transcription by RNA polymerase II. The record is from RefSeq and is a predicted model, not a curated record. Gene Ontology annotation, cellular component: nucleus. The coding region runs from base 55 to 1473 and encodes 472 amino acids. The transcript is spliced from 6 exons.